CAUAAUUACAUACAACGCUCUAUAGUGUCUCUUCGAGACCCUGUGUUGUACAGAUACAGGUGGUGCUGUGACUCUCAUCUUAGGUUCAACAAGGACAUCUAUUAACCUUUACCUCACUCCGAAUCGGGCUAUAAAUUAUGGACAGUGCAGCACUCUCAUUAUUCUAAUUAAUGACAUUUAGAUCUUCUACUAUAUACACGGGGAUCUGAAACAGUGCCACUCUUUAUGGAGAGACUGCGUUAGUACUCCAUUACAUCAUACAGUCAAAAGCAGUACGCAACCACGUGCUCCGCUGCACCAUUGACACUCUUAGUCUGUCUCUCAGUCCUUGAACCACAUUAUUGUCCCUACUGUCCAGCUCACCUUGCAAUGCUUAAGUCCUAAACGAAGAAAGUCUAGAAUUCUUCUUAAUUUCCAAUCACACCGGGGUUCCAUUUCAAUUUAAAUGGGCUUAUUUGUUACUAUCAAAUUAUAUAUAUUCAGAGACAAAGCCUUAGUCUAUGCCACACUCUGCAAAUGGACUACGAAUUGCCAUACCGCCUCAUGCAAUUAACAGUCGUCUGAGAUCACGUGCAGCAAUAUUAAGUUGGUUCUCUCUAUGGAGAGAGACUACGGUAGUGCUUCACCGCCCCACACAACAAACAGCGGUCGGUAACCAAGUGCAACGACAUAACGUCUCCACUCCCUGUAGAGAGACUACGGUAGAGCUACAGCGCCUAGUACUGUACACACCAGUUGGUUACCACGUACAGUGAUGGAGCGACCGUGACUGCAUCACGGAACCCAACCCUCCAUAUCCCAGGAAACGUAAUCAAAGUGGACAUACGCCCAUAAACCAUGUGGCUGUUCAAGAAAGUGACAUCGGGGCGUGGAUUCAUGGCGGGCCCCAUCAUGCCAGUGUUGGUCAACUUGACCCUCUUCUCCUCAAUUCCCCGGAUGUCCUUUGGUCAAGCCAGGCAGGCGGUACUCAAGGAUAUCCUGAAUGAUACCUAUGAUCCAAAAAUUGCACCCAACUUCAAUGACAACUUCCCGACAAAGGUGAUGGUUCAACUGUUUGUGCUCAGUAUAGAUUCCGUGGACGAAUCAGCAAUGGGAAGGGAUGGGAAGCCGUGUAAGCGCACGCAACAAGCAGUUACGGCAGGCCAGAAAGAAUGGGUUGGCUCAUAUCGAGCCCGAUCUUCUCCUAAAAGUAGAGUUAGCAAAUAUAAAACAAUGAUUUUGCCUGGUGAGCGGGAACAGGACACUGCGGCGAUAGCUAAACGCAGGUCAAAAUACGGCUUUGCUCCAUCAACUAUGGAGUAUUCCAUGAGCAUUUACUUACGCCAGAAGUGGAACGACCACAGACUGAUGUGGUCGGACAACGCAAACCUGUCGCGGAUAGAAGUGGACACCAAGCUGAUGGAGAGAGUGUGGACGCCCGACCUGUACUUCGUCAACGAGAAGCAGGCCAUCAUGCAUGACGUCACAGUGUCCAACAAACUGCUACAUUUGUAUCCCAACGGAACUGUGCAGUCAAGUAUCAGGAUCUCCAUGACCCUGAGCUGUGAUAUGUAUCUCCACAAAUACCCACACGACGAGCAGGAGUGUUCCGUCAACAUCAGCAGUUACAGCUACACGGCCGACAACGUGGUGUUCAAGUGGCACUCCACGCCGGUGAUCAUGCGGGAGGGGAUGACGCUGCCCAGGUUUGAGGUCGAGUACAGAAAAAAAGCUGGCGAAUGCGAGUUCAAGACUGUGGCAACCAGCAUGAUUAGUGGUAACUUCUCGUGCAUCACGGCGGAAUUCCAUCUGACGCGGCUGUUUGGGUAUUACAUAGCACAGGUGUACCUGCCGUCAGUCCUCAUCGUCAUGUUGUCGUGGGUGUCGUUCUGGAUCGACAUCGACGCUAUCCCCGCGCGUGUGUCCCUGGGCCUACUGACGGUGUUGACCAUGACGACACAAAGCACUGGCGCCCGCAACUCCCUGCCCCGGGUAUCCUACGUAAAGGCCAUCGACGUCUGGAUGGCCAUGUGUCUCGGCUUCGUGUUUGCUGCGCUGCUGGAGUUCGCCUACGUCAACGUUCAAAACCGGGUGGAGCGACGGCGUCGUAUGUCGGUGAUGGAGGGGAACGAGAGUAACGGCAACGUCAAAGAAGAUCCGAAAUUCAAAAAUAAAGAGUUCCCUACCGAGGAGUUUGAUAUCCUUCAGCUCAAACAGGCGGAUCGUGUACUUACAAGACAGGUUAAAGCGUCAACGUGCACGAAUGGCGGACAAGAUCUCGAGAGUAAUGUUCCCGAUAAUGUUUUUAAUCUUCAAUGUUGUCUACUGGUGUGUAUACUGCCUGUGAUUCCGAUGGCGACGCAGGCGAGUUGUCACGUUGCGACGUAGGGGAGUUGUAACGUAGCGACGUCGACAGACCGUGACCACGGGACUAGACUUCGCCUGUUUCCGUGAACCCGAACCACGCCAUGUGAUUAGUUUUGAGUUGUACGAGUGGUCUUAUAUUUCCACGGGUGUUUUCCAGCGUCCCAAUCAAACACAAAGUGAUACGGGAUCAGUUAUCUGUGACAGACAAAAACCUGUUGGUACUCCCGUAGCCUUAUUUGACAAGUGUCGGAAAUCUGUGAGUGUUGGAUUUAAACUGAGAUUUUACGAAGCAGUAUUUUUGCCUCACACGGCGAUCAGGAGACAACGGAGUAUUCUGUGCUUCCACGAUCAAGCCAAAAGUUGCAUGGCUAAGGGCUGAUAGCAGAGACCCCGGCAUAACGCCCCAGUUGACAGUGAACAAGGAAUUCGAACCGUGUAUAUAAUACCCGAAUCCGUGCAGUGUGGCAUGUUCUACUGGGCCCCAUGUGAACUGGCUACAUGUUGUAGGAGUACACUGUCAACCAUUGAAGAUGAAGGUGUUAGGAAGGGAAGUUCAUGGGGCUUGGUCGGGAAGGUACAAGGAACACAAGAUGCUGUCAAGGACACAACCACACCCAUCUGUUCCGCUGUGUGUAAUGUAGCUCAUGGCUGCCAUUGCGAGGAUGCUUGUGAACAAUGUGAACGGUUUUUAUAACGUUUGACUGUCGUACUAUCAUCAUAACACUACUGUGUCUUAAUGACUGUCUUGAUUCGUGGACUCCUUGAGUCCCUGUAAAUAGUAUGGUGAAGUAGCAUGAAGCAAGGGAGACAUCGUUGCGCUUUAAUGUCGUCACUGAGCGAUAAUUACUUUAUUGUAGUCACUGAGCGAUAAUUACUUUAUUGUAGUCACUGAGCGAUAAUUACUUACGUUUAUUAAUUCCCAGACGAGGCGUGCAUUGUCUUGCUAUAUUUAGCGUCAUGAGGUUGUAUACGUUGUGGUUGUGAUGACGCUGGCGUCGUUUACAGAAAGGGAUGUCCGUUGUGACGUAUUGAGGUCACGUGUUGUUUUACGUCUUCCAGUCUUUGGCUGCCUUUCAAUAGCUUCCUUCAUUAUAAACUCGAUUAAUCAAUUAAUCUAUUACUUUUACUUGUUUAAGCUGUGGAGAACCAUAUAUAUUCCUCACGUGUAGACGGUAUUUGAGGUUUUAACAGGUUGUUAUCGACAACGCUCAAUGACGGAUCGUGAGGUCUUAAGGGGAACAAGACACUGACAACUGGCAGCCCUAGCAAGUUUAAUUCAAGCCGUUCAGGCUUCACUUGGCUGUCAAUUGUAUAAUAUUUGACAAUGUUACCCAGAGACAGAGACAAUUUCCCAGCUCUGCUUUAAGCACUCAUUCACAUUCAGACUGAAGAUGGGUACCAGGCAUUGGAGCAGAGCCCCUCUUUACGUAUCAGGACUGUGUGCGUAGCUUCACUGUUAAUGCCUAGUUACUGCCUGGUUACAGCCCGAUCACUGCUGGGUUACUGCCUGGUUACUAACAGGUUAAUUACUUCUUGGUCACACCUAGGUCGGCGACGUCGAGAUUUCCUCCAGGUUACUGCGUAGUUGGGGGGAAGACACAGUAUGAGCAUUGUUUCACCACACCAUGCUCACAAAGCCCUGUAUAGUAUUGUAUGUCCUUUCUUGAUUUCCCAAAGGUAUAUGUAGCAGACACAGUCUAAAUUAUCGGUUUAUACGGUACCUGCACAAGUAUCGUUUCUCAGUUUUCAUACAGCAUUGAUAACAUGCUACCUUCCACGGUCCUGUCAACAUCCCCUUUACUGUCGGUAACACGACGCUGAAUAGGGCAAUUGAUGCUUCUGAACUGUAAAGAAGAUUGUUUUGAACGCUGAUAACAAUGACAGACCUAAUACCUCUGAGUUCAACCGUUGCAGAAAAUGAAACAUCAAAGAGGUGAGUGGCUCUAGCAAUGGCCCGUGAGAUGGAGCGGUACUCCAUCGGUGUUAGGUUGUCUGCUAGACGCCCGGAGUCUGCAGUUACAGACGUUUUAUGAGACUUCAGAGAUGUCCAGCGAUGGCGAUGUGGCCAGUGGAGCCAGUACACCGCGUAUUGUGAUAACCUCUGUUGCCUGACAGUGCUUGUUUGGUUGGAGUGUAACGCCAAACACAUCUCACCGACACCGGCCUGUCAAUACACGAGUCUGGGUGAGACAAUCCAGUGAUCGAUGUGGGAACCACCCCAUCUCCAGGGGCUACGAUGGCAUGCACUCUACCACGCCGCUACCUACCCGGAAUCCACUUGGUGUAUAUGGGAGACAUGUGAAGGUUGACUGUUUGCAUCAUCAUACAAGAACAAGUAUAAGAAUACACGGGAGAUGAAAGUCUCUGGAAGAUGAUGGCAGGAGGUGAUAAACAUGCAUACGAAGACUCACUGAACACUUCUGUGAGAACGGGGAGGUUCGCCAUCGCAUCCUACUUACGUAGGUCGAUGCGCACGUUGUUAAUCACUGGAUUGUCUGGUCCAGGCUCGAUUACAGACUCCGUCGUAUUGCGCGAAGUUUGCCGUUCACGGUUGAUAAGAUAACUUAACGUUCCCGUGUAGUAGAGCGAGUAUGUUACAGGUAUAUUUCCCUCGUGAAGCCCGCGCGGGUCUUGAUAAUUAUAUACACAUUCCAUGUUCCUGACGAAACUUCUUUGUAACUUCUCAACAACGAUGUCCAGUCAUGAUUGUUGUUUCUGAUGGAUGUUUUCUGAAGUAUGAAAUGCGUUGUUAUCUUGUGAUUUUAAUAUUGUAUAUAUUUCAAAGUGCCUACGUACAGAUUCUAUAAAUGUGAUUUUAACUGAAUAUUGUAUAUCUAUGUGUAAAGUUUGUGUGAAAAUGCUUCUAUGCAUUUUGAUUUUUACUGCCGAAAAGUUGAACAACAACAUAGAUAUGCUUCACCGUUGCUGUGUACUUUGCAGUCGUUUAAGGCGCCCUAAUAGAAAGUCACGAAUAGUGGCUUCCCUUUGCUUUGACAGGAUCAGCUGAUAAUGUGUUUGUAGCCCAGCGUCACCGCGAUUAUCAUGUUAGGUCUGUUAGCCAGAAAUCAUUAUCGUGGUUUUUAGCAAACAUCAAUUUCCCUUUAACACUACCCUGUCACUGUGUGAUAUUGAACAAAGUGCUCUCACACACGGUGUACUCUACCAUGACAUUGCUGAAGCUUUGCUGAAGUAUUGUGACACUUACACAUGGUGUAUUCCGCUGUGACAUUGCUGAAGUGUGACACUCACACACGGUGUUCUCCACUGUGACAUUGCUGAAACAUUGCUGAAGUGAUGUGACACUCACUCACACAAGGUGUACCCGGCCAUGACAUUGCUGAAGUGUGACACUCACUCACACAAGGUCAUGGUGUUCUCUCCGUGACAUUGCUGAAGUAUGCAUAAUUAAGUGUUGUGACACUCACAAAUUCCCACACCUUACCCCAAACCUCGACCAGUGCGUUUUGUUACCCGUUAAACAUAGCACAGCAAAGAGGCCUCACAUGUCUAUAAGUCAAUUAUAUGUCUGUUUCGGGAUCAUUAUAGGGUUCAUUCUAGUCUAAAUUUCAAGUUGAACAUAAAAUAUUGUCUGUUAUUUGAAUUUCUGUAAUUUUAUGGUAAUGUUAUCUUUGACUUUUCUUGUUCCGGUGUUUUACGAUUUGAAGAAUGUCCACACCUUGUCGUUGUACAUUUAUACUUGUAAUACGUUUAAAGUUCAUAGUUCAUUAAUGUACCUCGGGUUGAUGAUUUUAACACAAAUUUGUUAACAUUUUAAAAGAUAUUUAUUAAGACAUAUUUCAUCAAUUUAUAAACUCUUUUGUAAUGAAAUUUUUAUCAUAAUUGGUCUUAACAUAGUAUUAUAUUUUCUGUGGCCUUUGUGAAAUUCCAAACACAGGCAGGCUGCUUUUUAGUCUUUCGACAUCAUAUUUGCGUUGCCCAGGGUAACAGAUGGCCAACUUGUCCAUGACGGUGACGUGACAACUCUUUGUAUAGAUUACAACCCUCUAUCUGACCCAACAAGACACACAGAACAUGAGCCAAGAGUUCGGUGUUAAACAAACGCCUAUGUGUGAACGUUCUUUCUCCCCUGACCAACCUGUUAAGUGGUGGGUAAGAUUGUACUCUCGUCAUCCGACCGGUCAUCAAAUCAAAUAUCGACUAGAACGCAUCCCCUCAAGCUCCCGUCUACAAUCAUAAGAGGUGUUUACAUUGUUGCUUUCUAUUAUCUGUAAUUAAUUGAUAAUAAAGCAUAAUUGGCAAUGACACGAAAGACACUCUGGUACCAACACCUAAUUGGUUAAUAAUGCAAUAUUGUCAUGUCAGCAAGAAAUCUAUCAUAUAGUUUAUUAUUCCCGAGUCACUUGUAAAAUGGCCGGCCUUUGGAGUAAGAAACGGAAAAACGUCAUAACACUUAACCAAAAUUAAUAAAAUCUGUUUUUGAUAAUUUGUUUCUGAAUAUGUCUCUGGUUAAUGAAUGCAUUGUCUUCCGCGCCUAUAUAGAAUGCUUCAAUAUCAAUGACCGGACAUACGAGAUGGAAUUUUUUCACCACGAAGGGAAAAUAAUGUAACUUAUAAUGUAAAUCUACGAACACCCGUUUUUUUUCAGAUUACAAAGUUCAUCUGUCAUAUUAUAACAAAAUUAAUAUAACCAUAUGAAAAACAUCACGUUUUCUUUAACUUGCUUUGCGUGACAUCGCCGCACGAAUAUGAAUAUACUCAAAAACGUCCUGUCAAAAUCUUGACCAAAUUGUUUGUCGCUAAAUGGAACUUGACAAUUUCUCUGCAUGGUUUAAUUUUCAAUUUAUGCUAAAUAAAAACCAGUUUAGCUGAAGUCGUGUGUCCAACCAUCACCACUACGCCGCUUUUUCCGUGUACUGCAAUCAGCACGUGUCACUUAAUCCUGCUGUACAGUAAACUCACCAUUCCAGUCCGGACUGGAGCCGAAGUCUCCUGUCUGAGUGAAAAUAUGUUUUAUUUUUGUAUGUUUUGCAAGUGAAUUGUGCUUUUAACUGAUUAAAAAAACCUGCAUCCUUAAA
Haliotis rubra (blacklip abalone) is the source of this 7382-nucleotide messenger RNA. RefSeq names its product glycine receptor subunit alpha-4-like. Gene Ontology annotation, molecular function: chloride channel activity; neurotransmitter receptor activity; transmembrane signaling receptor activity. Bases 838 to 2367 code for a protein of 509 amino acids. Lineage: Eukaryota; Metazoa; Mollusca; Gastropoda; Lepetellida; Haliotidae. Gene Ontology annotation, cellular component: neuron projection; synapse; membrane. The transcript has 13 exons. The record is from RefSeq and is a predicted model, not a curated record. Gene Ontology annotation, biological process: nervous system process; regulation of membrane potential; chloride transmembrane transport.